GGGGCUCGGGCGCGCGCCCCGGCGGCACCGAGGACGGCGGGGAGGCAGGGCGCGGGCGCCGCGGGCCCGGAGGCGCCAGAUGAUGGAUUUGGAUGUGCUUCUGUGAAGAGAUGCCACGUGUCUCUACUGGCCCAAGGACAAACAUGUCCAGACAGCUGCCGCCUUAGGGGACGCGGGCGUGGUGCCGGGGCUUCUGGGGACUCAGGCGUGGUCUGACCUGGGAACAGGAAGUCAUCCUCACCAAUGCCAUCAUGGCAGCGAGAGAGCACAGCCCUCGCCAUGGCGCCAGGGCCCGUGCGGUGCAGCGGGCCUCCACCAUCGACGUGGCAGGCGACAUGCUGGGCCUCUCUCUGGCAGGAAAUGUACAAGAUCCAGAUGAGCCCAUUUUAGAAUUCAGCUUAGCCUGCAGUGAGCUGCAUACUCCAUCACUAGAUCGAAAACCAAAUAGCUUUGUGGCAGUGAGCGUGACCACCCCGCCCCAGGCAUUCUGGACGAAGCACGCACAGACGGAGAUCAUCGAGGGAACCAAUGAUCCUAUAUUUCUAAGCAGCAUUGCCUUCUUUCAAGACUCUCUCAUCAAUCAGAUGACACAGAUCAAGCUGUCCGUGUAUGAUGUCAAGGACAGAUCUCAGGGAACAAUGUACUUGCUGGGGUCCGGGACUUUCGUCGUCAAAGAUCUGCUCCAGGACAGGCACCAUAGGUUGUAUUUAACACUAAGGUCCGCGGAGAGUGACCGCGUGGGCAGCAUCGCUGUGAUGGGCUGGCAGAUGGAGGAGAAGUCGGGUCAGCGGCCCCCAGUGACCCGGUCUCUGGACACCGUCAACGGGAGGAUGGUUCUGCCUGUUGACGAGAGCUUGACUGAGGCCUUGGGGAUCCGAUCCAAAUAUGCUUCGUUGCGAAAAGACACUUUACUGAAAUCGGUGUUUGGUGGUGCCAUCUGCCGCAUGUACCGCUUCCCGACCACCGAGGGCAACCACUUGCGGAUCCUGGAGCAGAUGGCAGAGAGUGUGCUGUCCCUGCACGUGCCCCGGCAGUUUGUGAAGCUCCUGCUGGAGGAGGACGCAGCCAGAGUGUGUGAGCUGGAGGAGCUGGGGGAGCUGUCCCCAUGCUGGGAGAGCCUCCGGCGCCAGAUUGUCACACAGUACCAGACCAUCAUCCUCACCUACCAGGAGAACCUGACCGACCUCCAUCAGUACAAAGGUCCCUCGUUCAAAGCAAGCAGUUUGAAAGCAGAUAAAAAGCUAGAAUUUGUUCCCACUAACUUACACAUACAAAGGAUGAGAGUUCAGGAUGAUGGAGGAGCAGAUCAGAACUAUGACAUCGUCACCAUCGGGGCACCAGCGGCACACUGCCAGGGCUUCAAGUCAGGAGGUCUCCGCAAAAAGCUGCACAAGUUUGAAGAGACAAAGAAACACACAUCAUCCAGCUGCCAGUCCAUCAUCUACAUACCACAGGACAUCAUCAGAGCUAAGGAGAUCAUUGCCCAGAUCAAUACCCUCAAAACCCAAGUGAGUUACUACGCCGAGCGGCUCUCGAGGGCGGCCAAGGACAGGUCUGCCACUGGCCUGGAAAGAACACUUGCCAUCUUGGCAGACAAGACCCGGCAGCUGGUCACCGUGUGUGACUGCAAGCUGCUGGCUACCUCCAUCCAUGGGCUGAAUGCCGCCCGGCCUGACUACAUCGCCUCCAAGGCCUCGCCCACCUCGACCGAGGAGGAGCAGGUGAUGCUGCGGAAUGACCAGGACACCCUCAUGGCUCGGUGGUCGGGCAGGAACAGCCGGUCUUCUCUGCAGGUGGACUGGCACGAGGGGGAGUGGGAGAAGGUGUGGCUGAAUGUGGACAAGAGCCUGGAGUGCAUCAUCCAGCGGGUGGACAAGCUGCUGCAGCGCGAGCGCCUGCAGGGCGAGGGCUGCGAAGACGGCCUCCCGGGCGCCGGCAGCGGCUCCAGCCGCAAAGGUAACCGGGGCAGCCAGGCCUACUGGAUCCGACCGGAGGACGCCCUCUGCGAUGCCCCCUCCUCGCCAUGCCCCUCCGCUGCAUGCUGCCCUCACCCGACCACACCCACACAUUGCAGCCCCCCUCCUGAAGAGUCCAGCCCAGGUGAGUGGAGCGAGGCCCUGUACCCGCUGCUGACGACCCUCACCGACUGCGUGGCCAUGAUGAGUGACAAGGCCAAGAAGGCGAUGGUCUUCCUGCUCAUGCAGGACAGCGCGCCCACCAUCGCCAGCUUCCUGAGCCUGCAGUACCGCCGUGAUGUGGUCUUCUGCCAGACGCUGACGGCGCUCAUCUGUGGCUUCAUCAUCAAGCUGAGGAACUGCCUUCACGACGACGGCUUCCUGCGGCAGCUCUACACCAUCGGGCUGCUGGCGCAGUUCGAGAGCCUGCUUAGCACCUAUGGGGAGGAACUGGCCAUGCUGGAGGACAUGAGCCUUGGGAUCACGGACUUGAGGAAUGUGACCUUCAAAGUCACUCAGGCCACUUCUAACGCGUCCACUGACAUGCUCCCCGUCAUCACAGGAAAUCGGGACGGCUUUAACGUGCGGAUCCCGCUGCCAGGCCCCCUGUUCGAUGCGCUGCCCCGGGAGAUCCAGAGCGGGAUGCUGCUGCGGGUGCAGCCCGUGCUCUUCAACGUGGGCAUCAACGAACAGCAGACGCUGGCCGAGAGGUUCGGCGACACGUCUUUACAAGAAGUUAUCAACGUGGAGAGCUUGGUGCGGUUAAAUUCCUACUUCGAGCAGUUUAAGGAAGUUCUGCCUGAGGACUGUCUACCUCGAUCCCGGAGCCAGACUUGCCUGCCAGAGCUGCUGCGGUUCCUGGGUCAGAACGUGCACGCCAGGAAGAACAAGAACGUCGACAUUCUGUGGCAAGCCGCCGAGGUCUGCCGCCGCCUCAACGGGGUCCGGUUCACCAGCUGCAAGAGCGCCAAGGACCGCACGGCGAUGUCGGUGACGCUGGAGCAGUGCCUGAUCCUGCAGCACGAGCAUGGCAUGGCCCCGCAGGUGUUCACGCAGGCCCUGGAGUGCAUGCGCAGUGAGGGUUGUCGAAGAGAAAAUACAAUGAAGAAUGUUGGAAGUCGCAAAUAUGCGUUUAAUUCCCUGCAGCUGAAGGCUUUCCCCAAGCAUUACAGGCCUCCUGAAGGGACUUACGGAAAAGUUGAAACAUGAACACACGGUUUCCUCUCAUUAGCUGUUACGUAAUAAAUGUGGGUACCCUCUAGUCUCAUACACGAAUUCUUCAAGAAGACCUGAAGGAUUGGUUUUUACUUUUGUGUUUUUAAAAUAUUUCACUGAAGAGUCUAUGGAGCAUGUGUUUUUUUGCGUUGGAAUCCAUAGCAGGUAUUGUCGGGCUCACUACUGUGGAUAGUAACAACUGCCCCUUCAAGUAGCCUUCAGCCAUCACCACACGGACAUCCGUAGUUACCUGUAUGAACCAAGCCAGGUGCAUCUGAAAUGCUGAAACUUUUUAAAAUGCCCUCUUAGGCAGCUGCUCACCUUAUUUUUCUACUGAGUAAUUCCAACUUGAACAUUGAUUUACAACCUACUUUUUAAAAAUCCCUAUGGAAAAUUUAAACAGUAGUUUAAAUGAUUGGAUCCUGGGCAGACCUCUAAAUGUGAAAUGUUCAAGGGAAGUUGUGGGAAAAGCAGCUUGCUGUCUCACGCGGGCAGGGCAAGUGCAUCUGAUGCCUCAGCCUGCCGGUGCCUACUCAGGUGGAACCAGCAGCUGAAGGAAAGGCUGCGAAGUCAGCCUGAGGUAAGAUCUGUCAGAAGACAGCACCUGCAAAGCUACCCACGGUGGGGUCACCACCAUCCCUUAGGGAACAAGGUGUCUGGGGAGGUGGUGAGGCCAGCUUUCUGUAGCCCUGGCCCAGAGCGCAGGACCGCUCAUGUGGUAUGUCUGAUGCCUGUCAGUCAACAAUGGGGAAUUUUGCAUAGACAGUGGACACCUAAAUAUUUUACAAAUAGGUCUCUGGUGGGUUUCUCAAAUUUUGGGGGGCUUCGAGAAGAUAAUGCAAUUAUGUCUGAAUGUCUGAUGAAAGUGUCUUUAGGUCUGCAGUAAUUGUUACUACCCUCUACUCAAUUCUGGUAUGUAAGAUGGCUGUUGAGAAGGUUGAACUGUCUCCUGAAAUGAGAUUUUGAAAGGGAUUAAUGGGCCAUAAGACUUAGGAAUUUCAUAGAAAAUUAUGUUUGGUCAUCUAUUCUAAGAUGAUGAGUCAUCUGCACAGAGCAGAGUUUUUUUCUUAGUUUAUGUUCUAUCAAUUGUUUUUUUUUAUCAUUAUUAUGUUUACAUGUUAUUUAAAAGGCUGUAACAGAAAUACAUGUGGCACACAUUCAUGAUGUUGAUCCUAAAGAGUUGUGAACCCUUAGAAAGUUCCUGUGUCUGAAAUUCUGAAUGUUAUUCUUCGGGCUCCCUUAGAAAUGCCAUCGGGCAACAGGUGACAGGCUCAGGCCCGGGGAGCACAGGCAGGACCCCCCCAUGCAGGGAUGGAGGGCGGGCAUCAGGCACGGGGGAAGCCAGGUGGCCUCCCGGACCCCCUCCUCCUCAGAGGCCAGUUCACACACGGAGCCUGCUGUCCCCCGGCGCCCACUGGCGAGUGUGAACGGGUGUGGAGGGCGAGCCAGUGGGGCGCGCGGAGGCAGGGAAGCUUGCCCAGCAAGCCCACUGCACCGCUGGUGUCAGCUCCUCCCGCCGUGUCCACCCCCGUCCGUCGUGAUGGCAGACUCGGCCUUUCACCUCCACCACUUCACUGUCUGGUUAGCUCUACGUUUCCAUCUUUACUCACUUUAACGUCACUACCUUUUAAAAACUUCCCUUCAACUUUUAAUGUUGUUCCUACAACUGUCAGAUUUUUUUUGGUCUGAAGAGCAUUACCUGCAUUUAUCAAAAGGGAACACAGCAAAGGCUGUGUCACGUUAGCAGUUUGCAUGUGGCACCUUUUCGUGAAUGUUCUCCUAAUUUUGUCUACAUAUUAUGGAUCACCAGGAGAGUCUAAGACCUGGCUAAUCACAUAGAAGAUGCUCUGGUGGCAGUAGUCCACCUGAGCGUGACUCCCUGGCUCCUGUGUGACUGUGGGUCUCCCAGCGGCACUGGGCACGCUCGCCGAGGGGGGCCACACUGCUCACUGCGAUAGCCGCGGCUCCUCAGGUCACACGGGAGCUUUGAGUUUCCCACAGCAGAAGACAGGCAGUGGUCCAGGUCUCUGUAAAAUGGGUUCCAUCCAGUGUUCCCUAUAAGGCCCCCACUUAGAAAUGUUGAGACGUACCGAAAACUCAGAUGGGUUCUGUCAAAGCGUCUGCAGCACAGCUGCCUCUGGUUUCCUUUAAAACAUGUAAAAACAUUAUAACAGUACAGUUUUGUCCCUACACAAUUGUAUUUGCCAACCCUAGUGCAUUAAGGUACUUUUAUUUAUUUGUUUUGGACAGUAUUAAUAAACACACAGUUACUGUUUUAUAUAUUCCUAGCUCAUUCAAAGCCAUGUAUGCUACAAAUGUGCGAGUCUCAGAAUGACAAAUAAACAACUGAC
This is a messenger RNA of Budorcas taxicolor (takin), 5521 nucleotides long. It is a transcript of the gene INPP4A, whose product is annotated as inositol polyphosphate-4-phosphatase type I A. The record is from RefSeq and is a predicted model, not a curated record. The transcript is spliced from 25 exons. Lineage: Eukaryota; Metazoa; Chordata; Mammalia; Artiodactyla; Bovidae. Gene Ontology annotation, molecular function: phosphatidylinositol-3,4-bisphosphate 4-phosphatase activity. Gene Ontology annotation, cellular component: cytoplasm. Bases 252 to 3164 code for a protein of 970 amino acids.